Molecule: messenger RNA, 2121 nt
Organism: Symbiodinium necroappetens
Lineage: Eukaryota; Dinophyceae; Suessiales; Symbiodiniaceae
Source: the annotation of a GenBank genome assembly
AUGCGGCGGUGGCUAGCCACCUGCCGGCCACAUACCACGAGGGUUCUUGGCCGGUGCACUUGGAUCCCAAGGCAUCCGAGCAUGGGAGUCUUCGCACAGCAGAGGCUCUUCUCCGCGCCCUUCCGUGGGCCAGUGCAGGGUCACAUUGAGGAGCGCCUGACCUCUGAGUUGCGGCCGUUGCAUCUUGAGGUGGUGAACGAAUCGCACGGAAAGAAGAGUGACGAGUCUCACUUCCACGUGCUGAUCGUCUCGGAGGCUUUCGAGGGCUUAAAGCCCCUGGCGAGACAUCGUUUGGUGAAUGGCCUUUUCACGCGUGAGGAUGGUUCCUUGAAGUUUCACUCCCUGCGCAUCACAGCCAAGACCCCAGCCAUGUGGGAGGAGGAGCCAUGGUAUCUUCGUGUCGGGUGUUUGUCCCAGGCGUCAAGAUUCACAGGACAGCGUGCAACAUGCUUUAGCCGCAAGCACUUGUCAUCUUUCCAGCAUUUCUUCGACAAGCAGGUCCAGUUCACAACCCCUUCAGAGUGGUUGCCCCACAUCAGGCCGGGCCGUGAGAUGGAAGAAACCAUCGGAGCCGCCACUGAAGAACGGACCAGGGAUUCUGUGGAUGAUCGUCAGCAGGAGGAGACGGCUGAGAAGAUGCGCCGAGAUCGGCAGCUGCAGUUUUUGACCAAUUGGGUGUCAGAGCACAAGGUCGUCCGCCCCGAGCUUGUGCGAUCCAUCUACGCAUGUCAGGCAUUAGACUUUUUUGGUAGUGCAUUCCGGACUGGCAGCGUGCAGAAGCUUGACAAGCUGCACAAGAAAAGCAAGGCCACUGGACGCAUAGAUGAAUUUUGGUCGCAUUCCUGGCAAAAAAGACCUUACCAGAAGGUUUUGUGCUUGCUCUUCCUCAAGAACGGUUUCGCAGCAAGUUUAAUCGGCACGCUGGCUGCCAGCAUCGUCUACACCUUCAUGCAUAAUGGCAUGCUGCUCAUUCGCCUCGAUGAUAGAAUCAAUAGCAGAGGAGAACACCUUGGCUUGCCUUUCCUCUGCACCGUCAGCGGCACCCUCGUCGCAGUCUUGACGCUCUUCAUGUGGCGCUCUCGCGUUAAAGUCUUCCUGGACGUAUGCUGCAUAGACCAGGUGAAUGCUAAGAACAAACAGGAAGGAAUCCUGAGCCUGUGCGGCAUUUUAAGCAAAUGCAAGACCUUGUUGAUCCUUUGGGACGAAACGUACAUUGAGAGGCUUUGGUGUGUGUUCGAGAUUGCCGCCUUUGCGCACAGAAGCGGUAAACCCCGCACGGCUAUCAAGCCAACUCUUCUGGGCAAGGCUGCUCUGGCUGUCUAUGCUGGGACCCCAGUCAUGGCGUUGCUUAAUCUUGAAUUCAUGAAUGCGAAGUACCGGUGGAGCAGCUCCUACGUGAUGCUUGGUGCCUUUGUUGUAAGCUUCUACUGGGGCGUCGCUUCCUUCCGGUCAUACCACUACUCGAUCGAGAUCUUACACAGGCAGCUGCAGAAUUUUCGGUUAGAAGACACAAAGUGCAACUGCUGUACGCAGGGACAUGUUGGUCCUGACGGCAGGACCUUGUCUUGUGAUCGUGAGGUUGUAGAGAGGUGUAUUUGCAAUUGGUUUGGCAGCGUGGAACAGUUUGAGCUCUUCAUCGUGCCCCUGCUUCGCAGCACCUUCGAGAAAGAACUCGGGCAACAUACUUUCCCCUACAUCUACUUCCUGGUGGUGUUCUGUCCAGUCGCCUGGGCAGGGAUGGAUUUGACUGCGGGCCACCGCUGGGGUGGUUUCUGGAUGUUCCAAUUCACAGGCUACUGGCUUGGUGUCAUGCCUGCAACUGCGAAAGUGGGCCUCUACCUCUCCAGCUACUUCUGCAGGCCAAGACGAUAUAAAGUGUGUGACGUGCUGCUGAAUCUUGUGAUUGUCCUGGUGAUGAACGUGUGCUUCCUGGCGGCCCUCUAUGCCGGGGCUGCGUUGAAUCCCAAAGGCUGGAUAAACCAGUACACCAAGGACGUGAAUCUCCAAGGAUUCCUGCUCUUCGUCACCUUCUGCAUUCCUGCCGUCAUGCUGUUCGGCAUGCCAGUGCUCGUUCGCUUUGUGCGCUCGCGUGUUGCCGGGACGGAACAGAACUCCGUCUAG